AACAUUGUAAUUAAUGUUAACUAAAAAAUUAGUGUUAAUUGUAAUUAACAUCGGAUUAGGUAGAAGAGCUGAAGAAACCUGUUCCUGGAUCCCAUUUUACAAGUUAUUAUGAUGUUGCAUUUUGUUAAGUGCAUAGCUUUUUGGAGAUCAUACAUAGGUGGAAAAAAGUAUGACAACUGUAUUUUUUUAAUAAAACAUAUUUUUUCUUGUGUUUUUUUCCUGCUUUCCUUAACCUAUCAGCAAGUAGAGUAAACUUUAUUUGCAUAUAUCUGAGAAAAAACCUAAAUCUAAGAUUUAGGUGUAGGAGACAGUCUACAGCCAUGACCUCUCUCUAAUGGCUCCCACAAAGAGGAAAGAGAACUGGAAUCUCAUUGGACUCAGGGUGUUUUUUUUUCAUCUGAAAAUAAAUAAUUUAUUGUGCAGUCCCACUAAUGUGGACACAGUCUUCAUUCCUGAAUGCCAGGGCUUCACUGCUGGCAGUAUUCAAACUAGCUAAUGUAAAGUUGUGUUUAAUAAUCUCAGAAAGCUGUCCUAUGUAGUAGAAUAGAGAAAUGUGUCUCAGAAUCAUAAUGGGAUUGGUCAACCCCAGUUAAGCAAAAUAGUUACUACAGAAUGAUUUCCCUGAUUCAUCGCAGAUCUUGUGUAAUCUGAUACUGAUUCUUCCCAUUUGACUCUCCAAGGUUACUAUGUGAACUUGAAUAUCUCCUCCUGCUUCCCAACGUGGUUUUUGAAUCAGGAUAUUGUUGAAGGUGAUAGCCACAUUUUAAUUAUCUACAGAGGGGUUUUUGAAAUAUCAGGGCCAUUUGUAGACAAAGUGCUGACUCACCACAAAAAUGUAGAAUCAUAUCACCACAUAAAUAAUUCCCUUUCUGGACAAGAUGACCUCUUCACUCUCAAACUUCCUGUUUGAGACCAGACAAGUUGUGUGCAUGUUACAGUAAAAGUCUCUUCUUGUUAGUUCUUAUAAGCUUUUGCAAGGCAGUGCUGUAAACAGUGCUUGCUUAGUGUUAUGAAACGAAGUUAAUGUCUUCAUUAAACUCUACUGGAGAGCAGGAAUUGUUACAUUUCUCUUUUCCCUGUAGGAGAAAGGGCAAGUUACUGUUGAAAGUGCUGUGUAUCAGAUGAGUAAGAUAACAAAAUGAGGGAAUAAAAAUAUAAAUUCUGUAGUUGAACCCUAACUUCUAAAAUGACCGUGCUUGAAUCCUUGACUGGUUGAUGGAAGCAUAAAAUUUUGCUACUUCCUUAGAAAAGCAGGACAUGUGCAGAUUAACAGAUCUACCUGAGAAAAUGUUCCAGAUCUUCACAAUAUUAUUGCUGGAAACACAGUUCUCCAUGGUUUCAGCUUUAUUUACAGUUGAAGUUCCUCAACAGCUCUACACUGUGGAGUAUGGGAGCAAUGUGACCAUGGAAUGCAGAUUCCCCGUGAAUGGCUCAGUAGAUCUAGAACUUCUGAGUGUUGUUUGGGAGCAGAAAAGGCAGGGCUGGUUGAAAUCAAAAGAGGUGUACACAUUCCUCAAUGGGAAGGCACUCUGUCAAUCUCAACAUCCUGAUUACAUAGGAAGAGCAUCACUUCUGUACAGUGAACUGAACUUGGGACGAGCCAUCCUUCAGAUCACCAACAUGAAGAUAACAGAUGCAGGCUCAUACCUUUGUCUCAUUGACUACCAGGGCAUGGACUACAAGUACAUUGCUUUGGAAGUAAAAGCAUCUUACAGGAGAAUAAACACUCAAGUAAUGAGAAUACCAGGUGAAGACAAGUUUAUUCUUAUGUGCCAGUCAGAAGGCUUUCCUCUGGCAGAUGUUUUCUGGCAAAACAAGAACUUCAAUAUCAGUGGACCUGCAAAUACCACCUACACACUGACUGCAGAUGGCCUCUACAAUGUCACCAGCAUCCUGACACUCAAAACAAAUACAAGUGAGAACUACACCUGUGUCUUCUGGAAUAAAGAACGGAAUGGAGAAACUUCAGCUCAUAUUUCCACUUUAGCUUUAAUGAGUAGACAGUGUAGUGGACAAAAAUUCCUGAUCUCUUUAAUCAUCCCCACAUGUGUGACUGUAGCUGUCCUUUUCUCUGCACUAAUAAUAUUUCAGAAGAGAAGAUCAUUCAAGAAUGAGCAACCCAAAAAAGACAGGAAAAGAAAACUGAACCCUAAUGCAAAGGAUAACAAUUUGUACUCAGAUGAGAACUAUGAGCCCUUGCCCUUCUGUCAGGCAUGGCGAAAUCUAACCCACUGUGUUCCUGGAAAGAGUUAAUUUUGCAUUUUUCGAAUUCUUUUCUUCAUCAUGAAUAUGAAAUGUAAGUAAUUAAAACUGAAUUUAUGUGGAUGAACAUAAAUAGUACAUAAAUAGUAAUAGUGCAAUAGUCUUUGCAAUUGGACUAUGGUACUAUUGUUCCUUACUGAAAUGGAAGUCCUCCUGUCAUUAUCUUACACUGGUGAGUACAACAUAAUAUAACUGUUGCCUUGGUGUGGGCAGCAAAGAACAGGUGUGGGUAGCAUUUCAUGCCCAUUUUACAGGCAUGGCGAACGCAACCCUGAUUUCCCUCUUACUGGUUUGUACACUGAAAGGUUCCACCUGGCAUCCCUAGGCAGAGGCAGCUCAGUUUUCCACAACACUCCUAUGCUCUACCCAUUCCAUUUCAUGAUGAAUGCAACAAUAGCAUUGUUUCCUGCAAUAACUAUAAUAGGUAGAAAUGCACUUUGGCUCACAAGUUUCUCUUUUCACCAGCACUUGCUGGAUGCUUAUGAAGCUGACUGUCACAUCUGAGUAUGUGAAAGUCAGCCUGUCAGCAGCUUGGCCAGUCUAUAUAUGUCUGAAUUCAUGCAAGACUUGUCUUUUACUGUAAACCACUGAGCAUAUGAUAUGUGCGUGAUAUGAUGAGUUUCUGUUCUUUCUGCUUCACCUACCAUUUUACAUGCUGUUACAUCCAAACAGCUGAAGUGAGUUUUCACACACAGAUAAAAUU
This is a messenger RNA of Sturnus vulgaris (Common starling), 2965 nucleotides long. The record is from RefSeq and is a predicted model, not a curated record. NCBI's taxonomy places the organism in Eukaryota, Metazoa, Chordata, Aves, Passeriformes, Sturnidae.